UGGAACGAGCGGAGCGGCAGCGCUCUGGGAACGGACACUGCUGUCAACGAUACCAGGCGUUUCUUUUCUCAUGCAUAAUCUUCCUCAUAAAUGAUUAAAGCAACCUCUUCAAUGAAAUGUGCAGACUUUUAGCAGCAAUUUCAGAGCCAAAUGUAUUGCUGUGUAUGUAAACCAAAAGUGCUUUAUAUAGCCAGUGCUUGUGUAUUGUGUGGCGGGUGAUGCAUACAACACAUACGGUGAGUGUGUGACUUGGCAGCACUGGCGGAGGCAGUGCAGGUUGUUGCAGCGGUGUAUCUGAGCUGCUGCUGUGCUCAUGGCUCAGAGGAGGGCUGCCAGCGGCUGCUGCUGCCCCAGGGCGCCCAUGAAUGAAGACAAUGCCCGUUUCUGCCUGCUGGCCGGGCUCAUCCUGCUCUACUUGUUGUGCGGGGCGGCCAUCUUCUCAGCCCUGGAACACCCCUUUGAGCUGCGUGCCCGCCGCCUCUGGAAACAGCAGCUGGACAACUUCACCCAGAGAUACAGGGUCAACCUGGGCGCCCUGCACACUCUGCUGCGGCAGUACGAGGAGGCAAACGGAGCUGGGAUCAGAGUGGACACGUUGAGGCCACGCUGGGACUUUUCUGGAGCUUUCUACUUUGUGGGCACGGUCGUCUCCACUAUUGGGUUUGGCAUGACCACACCGGUGACCAUAGCUGGAAAAAUAUUCUUAAUCUUCUACGGUCUUAUAGGCUGUGCUGCCACCAUCCUGUUCUUUAACCUCUUCCUGGAGAGGAUCAUCACAAUGUUAGCUUACAUCAUGCGCUGGUGUCAUGAGCGUCGACUGAGGUGUGCUGGAGUCGGGGUGGAGUCGAGCAGGGAGGAGUCGUCCGGCGAGGAGGACAGCCUGGAAGGCUGGAAGCCCUCCGUCUACUACGUGAUGCUGAUCCUUGGCGUGGCAUCGGUUGUGAUUGCGUGCAGCGCAUCCACUCUGUUCAGCUCCAUGGAGAACUGGAGCUACGUGGACUCCCUUUACUUCUGCUUUGUGGCCUUCAGCACCAUCGGCUUCGGGGACCUGGUGAGCAGUCAGAGGCAGCAGUAUGAAUCUCAGGAGGCCUAUCGGCUCGGGAACUGCCUUUUCAUCUUAAUGGGGGUGUGUUGCAUUUACUCACUCUUCAAUGUCAUUUCUAUUAUCAUCAAGCAAACCCUCACCUGGAUCGUUGGUAAGCUUGUGUGUUCAGGGCGCCAUCGGCCCUGCUCCUGCUCUAAAUCUGGCUGCCGGUGGCUCUGCUGCCCCUGCCUCCAGAAAAAAAAUCACAACCGCCUGCACCAGCAAGCACACCUCAGACGAAAACGCCUAAAACGCAACACCGUGCAGCCCAUCUCAUCCCACUGCCCUGCAGGAAGACACCACUACAGGGACGGCUCGGUGGACACGGUUUGUGACAGUGAAACGGACGCAGGCGCAGUGGCUGAGGGGGUGUAUGUGGACCGUCGUCUGUCAGGAGAGAUGAUCUCUGUAAAUGAGUUCAUGGUGUCCAAUAAGGUGUCUCUGGCUCUGCUGCAGAAGCAGCUGAGUGAGACAGCUCACCAGGGCCCGCGGCAGAGCUACAGCCAUCAAAAUGGAUUCUCUGGUGGUGUGGGCGCCUUGGCCAUUAUGAAUAAUCGCCUACAGGAAACCAGUGUGGAUAGGUAGCACUAAUGAGAUGUAAUUCUUAUGUACGUUGCUUUCUUUAUAUUGGAGCACUAAUCCAACGUAUUUCCUUACUGAGGGAUUUAGAGAAAAUUAGUAAUGUAUCCCAUUACAAAUCCAAAUUCUGUCAUUAGAAUAAUUUCCCUCUAACUAGCGUCUGUUCAGCACCUCUCUCAUCCAUUCCAGGUCUUUCCAGAUAAUAGCAGACCUCCAGUGUGGACUCUGGACAUCAAAUAAUUGAUUACAUUUUGUUCUGCUUGGAGAAAGAGAGCAAAGAAUAUGAACACAAUUUCAACAAUUCAGCAUCACUGUGAAGAGGGGUCUGAUGUCCUGAAGUGAUUGGCUUAUUCAAAAGCAAUCAGAUGAAAGAAGCAGCAAAGGAGCACUCAAAGGGGACUGCUGAUUUAAGAGUGCUGCACAUGUCCCCAUGUGAAGACGUAGUCAGUAUUAGGGAACAUACAGACAUAAACACAAUAUCUACUUAACUAGCUGCAUAUAUAAAAAUUUGAGCUUUGAUUUGUAUUUAAACCGAGCUCUUUGAAUGAACUACAGCAGCUCCCGAGCAUAGUGAAAGAGACAUUUUAAUGUUGAUUGCUCACAAGUCACCCAUUUUGUUUCAUCAAUGCAUGUCAUUGAAAUUUGUAGUAAUCAUGAAAGAGCGCUGAAAUCCAGGGUUUUCAAUAGAGCACAUCUAAUCAAACGUGGCCUGUAGAGGACGUCCUUAUGCCAAUAAGUGCUGUGUCGAUAGUCAACGGUCAACAGCGGAGAGCAAGAUUCAGGCUCUUUACUAUGCAAGAAAACCCAUUUUAAUCCGCUCUGUUGUUCUGUAUCAUCUACAUGUUUUCAUCAGUGUGAGGAGAAAAGCUUCCUUCUUAGAGACAAAAUCAUCCAUUUUCAGCUUGAUGAAUCGUCUUCACUGUUACUAAUUUAAAAACAAUGAGAAAAGCAGUUCUUUAGUGAGUUAUUGUGGGUAAAUAUACUGCAAGUCGUCAAUUAAAUAUUCUUUAUUUAGGUUUCAAACCGUCAUGACUCUUAACAU
Cottoperca gobio is the source of this 2705-nucleotide messenger RNA. RefSeq names its product potassium channel, subfamily K, member 12 like (gene kcnk12l). Lineage: Eukaryota; Metazoa; Chordata; Actinopteri; Perciformes; Bovichtidae. The record is from RefSeq and is a predicted model, not a curated record. Gene Ontology annotation, biological process: stabilization of membrane potential; potassium ion transmembrane transport. Bases 314 to 1669 code for a protein of 451 amino acids. Gene Ontology annotation, cellular component: plasma membrane. The transcript is spliced from 3 exons. Gene Ontology annotation, molecular function: outward rectifier potassium channel activity; potassium ion leak channel activity.